CAUUUCUGAUCCACCCCACUUACAGCUCAACAUUGAAGUGAUAUCUAGAGAGAGAGAGAGAGGAAAACCCAUUUUCCAUAUUAACUUGGGUUUUUUUCUCUCAUUCAAGAAAAGAAUCAAAACCCACUACCCUAAACUCUAAAGACUAUUUUUUUUUUAUCCCACAUACAUUUUUUCCUAUAAUAAAUAGUCCCUAUAUUUUUGUACACCCAAUUCUCUAUAGUACUAAUAAUGUGUAUGUAUCUGUGUGUUUGUACAUCAUUUUCAGUCAUUCUUUAAUUAAUGGGUGUUCAAGAACAGUAGAAGAAAGAGGAGAAUAAAAGGCUUUUGCUUUUUCUUGAAUGUGUAAUGUAAUGGGGUCUUGUUGAGUGAUUUCUUAGUGUGUUAUUUGGGUAAUGUUUUGUGUGUAAAAGGUGUUUUGAAGUUGAGAUUUGGGAGUUGAAAUGGAUACUAAAGGGAGGCUUAUUGCUGGUUCACAUAAUAGGAAUGAGUUUGUUCUCAUCAAUGCUGAUGAAGUGGGAAGAGUAACUUCUGUAAAAGAAUUAAGUGGGCAGAUUUGCCAGAUUUGUGGAGAUGAGAUUGAGAUUACAGUAGAUGAGGAGCCAUUUGUUGCUUGCAAUGAAUGUGCAUUCCCUGUUUGCAGACCCUGCUAUGAGUAUGAAAGGAGAGAGGGGAAUCAAGCUUGCCCUCAAUGCAAAACACGGUACAAGCGUAUCAAAGGAAGUCCUCGAGUUGAAGGGGAUGAUGAAGAAGAUGAAUUUGAUGAUUUGGACAAUGAGUUUGACCCUCAACAAACUGCUGAGGCUGCCCUUUCAGCUCGUCUUAACUUUGGUCGGGGCCAUCCUAAUGCUUCCGGGACUGCUACCCCAUCGGAGAUGGAUCCUGCUGCCCUUGGCACUGAGAUCCCUCUUCUUACUUAUGGUCAAGAGGAUGAUACAAUUUCAGCUGACAAGCAUGCUCUUAUUAUCCCACCAUUUAUGAGUCGUGGAAAGAAAGUUCAUCCAGUUUCGGAUUCUUCCAUGUCUUUGCCUCCUCGCCCUAUGGAUCCUAAGAAAGAUCUGGCAGUCUAUGGGUAUGGUAGUGUUGCAUGGAAGGAGAGAAUGGAGGAUUGGAAGAAAAAACAGAAUGAUAAAUUACAGAUGGUUAAGCAUGAAGGAGGUGGUUAUAACAAUGAUGGAGAUGAGCUGGAUCCUGAUUUGCCCAAGUAGGUGUAUUUUUUCCUUUUCUUUUCGUUUCUCAAUCUCUUAAGUGAGCGCUGAUGAUGAUAUGACUUGCUUGUUAUAUUCUUGGCAAUGGUAAUUUGACUUAAGAUUUCUAGCAAGUGCAGACAUCUUAUAGCAUUUUGAGUGAUUAUGUGCUAAAGAAAAUGAGGUGGUGUUGUUGUUACUUCAGUAUGAGGCCAAAAUCUUUGAGGUCCUACAUGUGGAGACAGCCUGUUUCUUAAGUCAUGGAAUUUGGAGCAUUUCAGACGUCUUCUUAGUCUCUAUCCAAGUUUUGGAAUGUUCCAAAAUUAGCUAAUAUUAUCAUAAUUUCACUAAGUACAUAAAUGGAAAUAGCAGCUGUUUUGAGUGGGGAUAAAAUUUAAAAACAACUGAGUCCCCUACUUAAUUGUUGCUUUUCUCUUUUGAGUUGGAUUGGUUUGAGAACUCAUAUGUACUUUUGCUUAUUCAUCAAAUUGAAUCUCCACGCUGUCUUAGCAGCUUUGACUUUGUUU
Nicotiana tabacum (common tobacco) is the source of this 1714-nucleotide messenger RNA. Lineage: Eukaryota; Viridiplantae; Streptophyta; Magnoliopsida; Solanales; Solanaceae. The record is from RefSeq and is a predicted model, not a curated record.